CAAAAGAUAGAACCGUAUGAGGCUGCGAGACCAAGGCAUACGCAGCAUGUUGGGGGAAAGUUGUAGAGCAACCCGUGACGAAGUUUGCCCAUUGUUUCCUCCAUGACGCACGACGAGUUGGUACACUGCACAACCGGUUCUUAGUUUUCAUUGCAACAUCAGUUGGGGGUCCAGUCUAAGGUGUGGCUUGCAACCUCUCAUAAGUUAAGUCUUGCACAUACUACAUCUCAGGCGCAUUGUUCCGCGUAUCAACGUGGCAUCAGCAUCUCUUUCGCAGCUCCAUGUUAAACGUUGGUGAUUUUAAGAAGAACAUGGGUCGUGUAGUAAUCACAUUGGCUAUCUUCAUGGCUGCGCUGGUUCUUGUGAGCGGCCUAAAGUGCCAUGUCUGCCACAACUUUAAGGGGGAUGAGACAUCUACUUCCUGUUGCGACAACCCCGGGGUGUCAGAGCUUACCUUGGAAUGCCGCCCAGCAGACCGAAACGAUGUGACCAGAUGCAGUAAAACUGAAGGGACUUUGACCAAUUCGGGAACUGGGUUCAAGCAACAAGGUCUACUGCGACAGUGCAGCUAUUUCACUCCCGAUAACGUUCCCGAGAACAAGUGUUACUCCGGAAAGGACGCCCUCCCGUGGCUGAUUGCAGACGCUGCCUCCAAUGAGUUUGAUGGCGAGGUGUGCUUUUGCGACGACGCGGACCGGUGCAAUGGCGCAGCCUCUCUCAAGCUGCUCGGGUGGCAACUGGGCGUUCUGGUCACCGCCACAAUGCUGUGGAAUAUCUAGCCUCGGCGCCCUCCGCGAAAAAUGGACGGUGAGGCUGAGUCCUUCUUGCUACGGCGUUAUAUCUACCACGAUCUAGAAAGUUUAGGCUAGGAAGGAGUGAGAGGGAUUGUUUUACGACCCCUAUGACCACUCUGUAGAUACAUGUACUGUGUAAUUUGUUUGAAAAAUUCAAGUAGCAUAGCUUAGGUUGAAUAGGCGGUAUGUGACUUCGACAGGCGGUCUGGACUGUCAGCUGUGCAGUUUGUUAUCCUGUUAUUGUCUGAUCGUCUCGAGAAGUCAAGUUUGCUGUCAAAAUCUGUAUCAAACACUAAUUAAAUGUGGACUCAUCAGCCUGUUGUGCAUCUGGUCGACUCGCCCUCAAUGGAGUUCACAUUUUUACUAAUUAUACCGAUGUAAUCAAUAUGACGUUGUACUGUGUGGGUUGUGUUUUGUUUCUCUUAAGUAGUUCCGCUACGGCUAAAUCCAGCCAGGCCUCCAUCGAGAUAAUAAGAAGAGUGAUUUUAGCGAACAAAUAAAAAGGCCAAUGGGACAGUUUGUUCGGGCCAUCACGUCCCCAAAUGUAAUACUCAAUGGUUAUAUAACACGUAAGGAGAUGGUGUGGCACAUUGUGACUCCGCUUGGAGUCGAAUUUGACGUGGAAGAUUUAUAUAAUGAAAAUUUGAAAAGUUUUAAAUUUUAAAAUUUGAAAGGUUUUGGGCCAGAAUUCCCUAAUACCCUGACAAAGGGAGGGGGCACAUUGUCAUCUUCCACUUUGUGGAAGAGUGAAACAGACGCAUGGGGAAUUUAAAGUUACUUGUAAACAUUUCAAUAAUCACAAUGCACAUACUAAACAGUACUUUAAACACAGAGAACAAAAAAAGUAUGCCGUUUCUUUCAAAUGCGGCGCAUCAAUAUGAAGUUGAAGGACCCUUACAAUAAAGUUUUUAAUGUAGUCUGAGUACGUGU
Molecule: messenger RNA, 1724 nt
Organism: Acanthaster planci (crown-of-thorns starfish)
Lineage: Eukaryota; Metazoa; Echinodermata; Asteroidea; Valvatida; Acanthasteridae
Source: RefSeq, a predicted model, not a curated record